AUGUACCUGGCCCUCUUCCUCUCCUGGUGCUGCUGCUGCGGCGGCUUUUGGGGGCGCGCCUUCGGGACGGGCUUCCUCUACCCGUUCCCCGCCUCGGCCCUGCCCCACAACUACCCCGAGGCGAGCUCCGGCGGGCCCUCCGGCAACGGCUUCACGAAUCGGCGGCACUGGUGUCACUACACCGUCACCCGGACAGUUUCCUGCCAGGUGCAGAACGGCUCGGAGACAGUGAUCCAGAGGGUUUAUCAAAGCUGCCGGUGGCCAGGACCGUGCGCCAACUUAGUGAGUUACAGGACCCUCAUCAGACCCACGUACAAGAUCUCCUACAGAACGGUGACUGCCCUCGAAUGGCGCUGCUGUCCCGGCUUCACCGGAAGCAGCUGUGAGGAAGAAUGUAUGAACUGCACAAGGCUCACGGAUAUGGCCGAGAGGUUGAGCACACUUGAAGCAAAGAUCCUCUUGCUUGAGGCUGCUGAGCGCGCCCCGCCUUCCGCAAAUGACCUGCCAUUGGCAAGGACAACCGCCACCUGGUACGACGAAUUGCUGCCGGAUGCCAUUCCACUCGCGAACCCAGGGACCGCCCUCAGGAAGCCAAUGGGAGCUGUAGGGUUGCCAGGACCAGCUGGGAAACCAGGAGCCCAAGGCCCGAAAGGCGAAAAGGGAGAAAUUGGUGACCGAGGGCCGGCUGGACCACCCGGGCUUCUUGGACCUCUGGGACCUAGGGGCUAUCCAGGUGAAACAGGAAUUCCGGGUCCACCUGGACCACCCGGACCCCCGGCAUCGCCGAGCUUCCCGUUAAAGUUUCAACAAGGGGUUCUGUACUCGCUACAGCCCACAGCUGAAAAAGAGAAUGGAGAACCUCAGCUUGCAUCCACCGUCAUUGAUACCGUCCUGGCUGGUUUGCCUGGCCCACGGGGUGCUCCUGGCCCUAUUGGACCCCCAGGACCCCCAGGAUCAUCAGGUCCCAAGGGGGAACCAGGAUCUGUGGGUGCCCCCGGGCUGCCGGGCAAACCAGGGUCAGCAGGACCGCCUGGAUCAAAAGGCUCCAAAGGAGACCGAGGAGAACGAGGGCAAGCAGGGCUGACUGGAGAAAGAGGAGUUAAGGGUUUUCCUGGUGAUCCUGGCAAGAAAGGUGAAGAAGGAGACAAAGGUGCCGAGGGUGAAGGAGUCCAGCAGCUUCGAGAAGCCCUGAAGAUUUUAGCCGAGAGGGUGUUAAUUUUAGAGCACAUGAUAGGAAUUCAUGGUUUUCCUUUGUUUUCAGAUUCUUUAUCUUCCGUUGAACCAGGCUCAGGACAAGAUGUGAUCCUGGGCGCCCCACUCCGAGCCAACGUGAAAAUCAAACGACACCACGCCAACCAGAUCCUCUCUUCGCUGCUGGAUGACAACGAGACCAAAGGCAGGAGCAACCGAAGUAAAUAGGACACCGGUCCAACAGCGAAGGCUGAAGAAAUUCCAGAGGCUUGGGCACCGUUUGACUCCUGUCGGAAGUCCCUGCAGGUCAGGAUGGAAUGCAUGUCGGAACAGGAUACAUUCCUUGAACUCUCCGUGAGCCUUCAAAUGUAUACCCGACACUUUGUACAAGUCAUAUCUCUGUCCUCAUGUACAUGUCCACCUCAGGUGAUAACAUUCA
Messenger RNA from Euleptes europaea (tarantolino), 1630 nucleotides. RefSeq names its product collagen type XXVI alpha 1 chain (gene COL26A1). The coding region runs from base 1 to 1419 and encodes 472 amino acids. The transcript is spliced from 15 exons. The record is from RefSeq and is a predicted model, not a curated record. NCBI's taxonomy places the organism in Eukaryota, Metazoa, Chordata, Lepidosauria, Squamata, Sphaerodactylidae. Gene Ontology annotation, molecular function: protein binding.